GCCGGCUUCCCGUGCUGCGAAAAAACCAAGAAAAUGAAGACGAGUGGCCGCUGGCUGAGAUCCUCAGUGUUAAAGAGCUGCCUGGGAGAAAGCUGUAUUAUGUGCACUAUAUUGACUUCAAUAAGCGUCUGGACGAGUGGGUGACCCCUGACCGUCUGGACAUGAAGAAGCUGCAGUUUCCCAAAAAGGAGGCCAAGACACCGCCGAAGAACGGCCUGCCGGGGUCCCGACCCGGGUCCCCUGAGAGAGACGUGAGGAAGAGUCUAGAUCUCAGCGUUCAGUCUGCUUCAGCUCCUUCGAGAGGCAAAACCCUCCCCACACCGAAGAGGAAAGCGGAGACGGUGUCUCUGGCCUCACAGGUGAGCGCAGUGACUCCAGUGUCUUCUCUCCCGAGCUCUGCGGAGGAGAGCCAGGCCUCGGUGUUUCCGGCGCUCAGAGACUCGUCCUUCAGCAUCACGCCUCGAGAGGAGCACCAGCCGCUCGCCGCUCUCACCACAAAUGGCAGCACACGUCGUCUCAUUCCUCCUCAGCCGGGAAGAAAAAGGAAAACCUGUGGAGGGACGGACGAGAUGGUAAAGGUGUUCCAGAAUAACAGCCCUCGCUGCUCCAGCAUCUAUUUGCCGCCAGGAGAGGACUCCCAGGACAGCUCCGAUGGCAUCCCAUCAGCCCCUCGCAUGACCGGCAGCCUGGUGUCGGACCGCAGUCACGAUGACAUCGUCACACGCAUGAAGAACAUCGACUGCAUCGAGCUGGGCCGGCACCGGCUGAAGCCCUGGUACUUCUCUCCGUACCCGCAGGAGCUCACCGGCCUCCCCAUCCUCUACCUGUGUGAAUACUGCCUCAAGUACCUCAAGAGCCUCAAGUGUCUGCAGAGGCACCUGACCAAGUGCAACCUCCGACACCCGCCAGGAAAUGAGAUCUAUCGUAAAGGAACUAUAUCCUUCUUUGAGAUCGACGGCAGGAAGAACAAGGCAUAUUCCCAGAACUUGUGUUUAUUGGCCAAAUGCUUCCUGGACCACAAGACCCUGUACUAUGACACGGAUCCGUUCCUCUUCUACGUAAUGACGGAGUAUGACUCGAAGGGUUUCCACAUAGUCGGCUACUUCUCCAAGGAAAAGGAGUCAACAGAAGACUAUAACGUGGCCUGCAUUUUGACUUUACCGCCUUACCAGAGAAGAGGCUACGGCAAACUACUGAUCGAGUUUAGUUAUGAGCUGUCGAAAGUGGAGGGGAAGACGGGCACUCCAGAGAAGCCUCUGUCUGAUCUGGGUCUGCUCUCGUAUCGCUCGUACUGGACUCAGACCAUUCUGGAGAUCCUCAUGAACCUCAAGCCAGACAACGGGGAGCGCCCACAGAUCACCAUCAAUGAAAUCAGUGAGAUCACCAGUGUCAAGAAAGAGGAUGUGAUCUCAACUCUUCAGUACCUCAACCUCAUCAAUUAUUACAAGGGUCAGUAUAUCCUCACCUUAUCAGAGGACAUCGUGGAGGGUCAUGAGCGGGCCAUGCAGAAGAGACACCUCCGUAUCGACCCUAAAUGUUUGCAUUUCACUCCUAAAGACUGGAGCAAGAGGGGCAAGUGGUGAA
This is a messenger RNA of Carassius carassius (crucian carp), 1584 nucleotides long. It is a transcript of the gene kat5b, whose product is annotated as K(lysine) acetyltransferase 5b. Bases 162 to 1583 code for a protein of 473 amino acids. NCBI's taxonomy places the organism in Eukaryota, Metazoa, Chordata, Actinopteri, Cypriniformes, Cyprinidae. The record is from RefSeq and is a predicted model, not a curated record. Gene Ontology annotation, biological process: regulation of DNA-templated transcription. The transcript has 14 exons. Gene Ontology annotation, molecular function: histone acetyltransferase activity.